Messenger RNA from Closterium sp. Yama58-4, 2403 nucleotides. NCBI's taxonomy places the organism in Eukaryota, Viridiplantae, Streptophyta, Zygnematophyceae, Desmidiales, Closteriaceae. The record is from the annotation of a GenBank genome assembly.
AUGCAACACUACACAACAGCUGUAGCUUCCGCUGCCGCCGCCGCCGCCGCCGCUGACGCGAAGCCCGCUUCGGAUAACUCUCAGCCUGCAGCUUCUGAGACCAAAGCGCCGGCCGCCGUGAGCUUGAGGCCGGGGGGCGGCGGGCUGGGCGGAGGGCUGUCGCUGCGCCCGGGAGGAGGCAAGCCGUCGGGGCUCUACGUGCGCCCGGGAGCGGAUGGAUCGAGCGCGCAGGACGAUGGUCCCAAGGGUCCUCGAGUCAAGUAUUCGAGGGACGAGCUGCUGGCUUACCGUGAGGUGAGAUGCGGUACCAUGAGUCAUCCCCCCAGGCACCGUUCGUGCCAUUUCUGUACCCAACCCCCAUGUGCCUCUCCCUCCCCUCCUUCCCUCUCCGUCCUUCCGCCAUCUCUCAUUCUCGCCUUCUCCCCCCGGUCCUCACUUCCUGUCUUCUCCCACCCCUCCUCACAUCCCCCCUUUUCUCUCCCCUCCUCACUUCUCCCCUUCUUCCUCCCCCUCAUCACUUUCCCCCUUUUUCCCCCACCUCCUUCCCGCUCCCCUCCCUCCCUCCCCUCCCCUCUCCCUCAAUGCGGCCAGCUGGACGGCCCUGUGGUGCCGAUAGUGAAGGCGGCCAAUCCGUGGAUGCCACGUCGCGGCGCCGUGGACGAGAAGGAGAAGGUUCUGCGCACCGUCAAGGGUAUCCUGAACAAGCUGACGCCCGAGAAGUUUGACGUGCUGCUGCAGCAGAUGCUCGACUCGGGCAUCACCUCCGCGGAGCGUCUGCAGGAAGUGAUUUCGCUCAUCUUUGACAAGGCCGUGGACGAGCCCACCUUCUGCCCCAUGUACGCGGAGCUCUGCGACAAGCUCUCCCACGCGCUGCCGCAGUUCCCGGGGCCCGAGGGGUCGGAUAAGCCGGUGACCUUCAGGCGGAUUUUGUUGAAUACCUGCCAGGAGGAGUUCGAGCAGGCGCUGAAGCUGAGGCAGGAGUUGAAGGGAUUGACCAAGGCCGAGCAGGCGGAGGAGCGGGAGGACGUGCAGCGGAGGGUGAAGGCACGCACGCAGGGGAACAUCCGGUUGAUCGGAGAGCUGUACAAGCAGAAGAUGAUUCCCGAAAAGAUUGUGCAUGCUUGCGCGCAGGAGCUGCAAGGGGACAGCAAGACUGAGCCUCCAGAGGAGAACAUCGAGGCACUCUGCCAGCUUCUGUCCACCGCCGGGCGAGGCAUGGAGGAGAAGCCCGCCGGCAAGGCCAACCCGGUCCUGCUCAACGCCUACUUCGACCGCCUUAAAGCUCUCUCCAACUCCCCCACGCUGCCCUCUCGCAUCCGCUUCAUGUGCCGCGACCUCGUCGACCUGCGGUCCAAUAAGUGGGUGCCACGUAGGAAGGAGCUCACAGCUAAGAAGCUCGAUCAGAUCCACGCUGAAGCUGAGGCCACGCUUGGUUUGAGGAAGGGUGCUGCCUCGCUCAGGGUCGGUGCAGUAUCGGGAGCCAUGCCUGGAGGUCCGGGGAUGAUGUUCCCUCCCGGGCCUGGCUGGCCCGGAGGUCCGGGGAUGCCCGGCAUGCCGGGAGGCUUGGUGGGAGGUAUGGUGCCGCCUGUGGAUUUGGAUGGGUGGGAAACGGUUUCGAUUGGUCGGCGCGGAAAGAAGGAUACCACCGGAGCUGCCGGGCAGGCUCGGCAGGGCGCUGCAGCAGCAGGUUCGGUACCGAUCAUGGGGCCAGGCAUGGGGCUCAAAAUGGGCCCAGGUAUGGGUCCGGGAAUGGGAGGCUCGUCGGCUUUCAUCGGCAAGCCGAGCGCUCUGAUUGGUGCCAAGCCUGCUCCGGAGUUUUUCGCUGUGCUGGAUCUCAAGGAGGCUCAGCUGUGUAUGGAAGAGCUUGGUUCAAAGGCAUCCCACGAGGUUUCGUCCCGAUUCGUUGAAUUUGCGGCGAAUUUUGCCCUGGAGGGUGGCAAGGAGAAGGAAUGUGUGGAGGUGGGGCGGCUGCUCGCGCACCUGCACUCCAAGGGCGCGUUCGCACAGAGCGACAAGGGCGAGAGUGCGCUGACAGCUGGCAUGCUCUCAUUGGCCGAGCAGCUCGAUGACCUGGCGCUGGAUGUGCCGCAGGCGCCGCGGUUCCUGGGCGAGUGGCUGGGCGGGUUUGUCGCGGCCGGGGCGGCGGAUUUUGGCUUACUCAAGUCGGUGUGUGAAAUGUCGUAUGACGGGGGUAGGAGGCGGGCAGUGGUGGUGGCGGCGGUUAAGGCGAUUGAGGGGAGCGAGGCGGGGAAGGAGGGUGUGGUGGAGGUUUUGAGGAAGGCAGGGGCGAAGGAGCUGAGUAAGGUUGUGACAGAGGAGGGGAAGGAAGAGGCUGAGGCAAAGAGGCGGCUUGAAGAGGACUUGAAGAAGGCUGGGCUGGCUUUGGAGGUGCUUUCUUUGUAG